Messenger RNA from Corticium candelabrum, 2245 nucleotides. RefSeq lists its product as uncharacterized. The record is from RefSeq and is a predicted model, not a curated record. Gene Ontology annotation, biological process: protein phosphorylation. Gene Ontology annotation, molecular function: protein kinase activity; ATP binding. The transcript is spliced from 3 exons. Lineage: Eukaryota; Metazoa; Porifera; Homoscleromorpha; Homosclerophorida; Plakinidae. Bases 67 to 2139 code for a protein of 690 amino acids.
GGGAUCUCGCGCUGUCGUCAGCUUUUCACUAUCUAUAGUUUGUUUGUUGAAGGGUCCACGUCGAUCAUGUCAAGAAACAGCAGCGAUCAUAGAUACUACCUAUACGACAGUUACAGUGCAGGUCUAGGGAGCACGUCACGCAAACAGGAAGUAGAGGAAGCACUACCGUUUGUUUCACGUCGUGACAGAAAUGAAGGCAAGACUGCUGUUGCUUCUCUUGCCGCUGGAUAUCAAGAACGGCAUAGGAAACCAACAGGAGGAUUCUCAGGAAAAGAGAUAGAGAGAUCUAGAAUGAAACAAUUGACACCAACUACGUCAAACAUUUCCAGAUUUGAAGACUACAUUUUGCGACAAAGGAAAGCUGCUGGUGCGGGAAAUGCAGGAAAUAGCAGUAAUGGACAUCAUAGCCACAUGACCGAAACCACGUGGCAUGAUGAUCAAACUGUGAAUGCUUUUGCAUCAUCACCUCGAAUUGGAAAGAAUUUUUUAUCCAGUGACUACGUUGCAGGGUACCAUCGACGUGAUAAUUCAUCUCGAGCAGGAAUUGAAGGAUCGAAAGUGACAGCAAGGCAAAAUGAUGCUAGUCAGGCAGACAGUCACUCAGCACUAAUGCUAGGAAAACAAAAUUGUUGGAGCCUGACUCCAUACCAGAGUGAAUUUUUGGAGCAAAAUCGUUCUAAUGGACAAAUGAUGUCUAUGUUUCCUUCAACUUGUCAAAUAAUACAGAGCCCACCUUUAAUCAGAAUUGGUCAUCAUUCGACAGAUGUUGAUGUAAAUGAAACAGUAAAAGAGAGCAGUUAUUUUUCAACCACUGCUGAACGUCUGGAUAUCAGAUCAGAUGUAGAAUCAUUGACCAGAGAGGAACUGAUCAUGCAAUGUCGCUUGAUAGAUUUUCAACGUAAACAAUCGGAAUCACAUGAAAGAGAGAUGGGUGAGCAACUGACUGCUUCAGAAGACCAACUUAAACACGUGAAAGGUGAAAAUAUAAAGCUAAGUGAAACUAUUAAACAGUUAGAGUCACAAAAAAGAGAGAUGAGUGAGCAACUGACUGAUAAAGAAAAUCAACUUAAAUGUGUGGAAGGUGAAAAUAAAAAGCUAAGAGAAAUUAUUACACGUCAAUCACAAUGGCUAGAAAUGAGAGAAUCAUCGAAACUGCGUGUAGAGUCGCCUGAUGCUUAUCUACUUCGUUUGGUUACAAUUCUAUUUACGUGUCAGCUCAAAGAUUUCUUUGUACACCAAAUAAUUGACCAAGGAUGCGAGGGUGCAGUAUUUCUAGUCCAGUGUAAUCGUCAAGGACUUGGAAUGUUUCAAAAGACGUUAUUUGCACUAAAGGCAGUCUUCAACAUAUUUGGCCACUCAACUGUGAGCAAGUUGCGCAAUUUUUAUCAGAACGAGUACACUUCUCUAUGCCACAUGCAACCCCACAAAAACAUCGUCCGCCUCUACGCAUUCUUCUACGAUCGAACUGACGACAACUCUGCACUCGAGCUGCCUCCUGCUGUAGCAGAGAAUGCUCGAACACUUUCCUUGUUCCUCGUCAUGGAGCACGUUCCGAACACACUGAAGACAGUCGUCGACGAGAUGCGACGAGAAAACCGUCUAACCUCACUCAGAGUCAUGAAAUGGGCACGUCAGAUAUUCGCAGCCAUAGAGCACAUGCUUCAAUACAAUGUCGUUCAUCGAGAUUUGAAACUCGAUAAUGUUUUGGUAACGCGCGAGGGUAUAUUAAAAAUCUGCGAUUUUGGAUCAUCGAUUUUACUGUUGGAUAGUAUGACAAUGAGGUACCAACCUGGAGGAUCUCUGGGUGGCAAUCCGGCACAUAUGCCUCCGGAGAUAUUAAAUGCUGUUGCUGGACAAGACGUUGCAUGUCAGACGCAAGAUCUGUGGGCAAGUGCUGUUAUGGUGUAUGAGAUGGCUGGCGGAGCGUCUCCGUUUGCUCGCCUCGAUCAGAAAGGCUAUCGAGUAGGCGACAUUCCCGAUUUGCGCCUCGAUUGUGGAGACGUUCGAGGUGGAAACGCUGCGUUUCCUCGACGAUUCGUUGAGUUGAUAAGAUCGCUUUUGGAAUUCGACGUUGCCAAGAGACCCAAUGCACAAGAAGCAAUAGCCGUGACAGACGAACUAAUAAAUUGUGCUGAUUGAGAGCUUUUUAUGACUGCUAUUUUAUGGUGUGUACUUGCUAUAGCGUUUGCAACAUGUGGCUAAUAAUUUUGAUAUCGAAGAUAAUUAUAAUUGCUGCUUUAGCGCA